GUGGUUAACUCACUAAGUAUCGAUCGAUUGUAAAUAGGAUUAAUAAAUAAUGGCAACUUUUAAAUUAGUUGCCGUUCUUUUAUUCACCCUUUACUCCUCCUCAGUCCUUGGAGGCCCCCUCGAAUUUAGCAAUGUCACAAGCAAUAUCCCCGUCGAGGAUGACUCCUGGAGGGAGAAAGCCCUCGCCGACAUUGAAACCCAUCGAAAAACUGACCUUCGCGUGACCCUGACCGACUCCAAGGGUCGAGCACUAACCGAUGCGAAAGUUCAUUUCGAAAUGAAACAACAAGGCUUCCUUUUCGGCACAUGUGUCGGCGUUCGACAACUCAUGAUCGAUCUAUCCACCUCGGCCCGCUUCCAGCAAAUCAUCCUCAACAAUUUCAACACCAUUGUGUUCGAAAACGACUUGAAAUGGCCCCAGUGGCAAACCUCUCAAUCCAACAAUGACCAAAACCACCGGGUCAGCUGGACCAUGGACGCGAUUAACUGGGCCGCUCAGAGGAACAUUAAAACCCGAGGUCACGCCAUGCUCUGGGGUUCGUGGCGUUGGUCACCCUCCGAUAUCCCGAGGGACCCUCCCGGCCUGAGGGCAGCGAUCGCAAACCACGUUCAAGACAUCGGGUCACGCCUCCAAGGUCACCUAGUGGACUGGGACGUCCUAAAUGAACCCUAUUCUGAGAAUGAUUACACCAAUUUGCUAGGGCUGGAUGAGGUGAUCACCUGGUUCAGGGCCGCUCGUCAGGCCGACGGUCAAGCCAAACUGUUCCUGAACGACUACCCCCACCCAGGAGAUAGCAACUUUGUCAAUUACGACACUGAAGUGCUCCGUCGCCUGGUUCAGGGAGGGGCCCCAGUGCAAGCCUUUGGGAUUCAGGGGCACGUAGGCACGGAACCUUGGAACAUUCAACAGUAUCAGAAUAUGAUGAACUCUUUCGCCAACACGGGGGUUGACCUGGCCGUUACAGAGUACGACACAGAAAUCAGUAAUGAACAGACGGAUGCGAAUUUCCUGCGGGAUUUCAUGCUUGCCACCUUUGCCCACCCGAGGAUGAAGGAAUUCCUUGUUUGGGGUUUCUGGGACAGCGUCCAUUGGAAGGGACGUGCCCCCUUUUUCAGGGCCGAUUGGACAGAGAAGCCUGCCCUUGUUGUCUAUCGAGAUUUAGUUUUCAAUCAAUGGUGGUCCAAUGUAACGGGGAGAACGGAUCAGGAUGGAUUCUAUUCACAUCGGGUAUUCCAGGGGGAGUAUGAUAUCCACGUGACUACGUCAGUGGGUAAGAGUCAGACCUUCAAGACUACCGUGUCCCAUGGACAGACUGCUCAGUCACUUUCGCUUGUUCUUGAUUAAUUUUUCUAAAUUUCGCCAUUCGUAACCCAACAAAAAUAAUAUUUACCAUACUCCCACCACCAUCCUUAUCAAAAAGUAAAGUAAAAAAUUGUGUCAAUAAAGAAAAGAAAUUAAAGUUGCAAA
Messenger RNA from Folsomia candida, 1468 nucleotides. Its product is annotated as endo-1,4-beta-xylanase C. Gene Ontology annotation, molecular function: hydrolase activity, hydrolyzing O-glycosyl compounds. The transcript has 2 exons. The record is from RefSeq and is a predicted model, not a curated record. The coding region runs from base 50 to 1345 and encodes 431 amino acids. Gene Ontology annotation, biological process: carbohydrate metabolic process. Lineage: Eukaryota; Metazoa; Arthropoda; Collembola; Entomobryomorpha; Isotomidae.